Centruroides sculpturatus (bark scorpion) is the source of this 12901-nucleotide messenger RNA. RefSeq names its product inositol 1,4,5-trisphosphate receptor-like (gene Itpr). The coding region runs from base 162 to 9014 and encodes 2950 amino acids. Gene Ontology annotation, biological process: calcium ion transmembrane transport. The record is from RefSeq and is a predicted model, not a curated record. Gene Ontology annotation, molecular function: inositol 1,4,5 trisphosphate binding; inositol 1,4,5-trisphosphate-gated calcium channel activity. Gene Ontology annotation, cellular component: membrane; endoplasmic reticulum. Lineage: Eukaryota; Metazoa; Arthropoda; Arachnida; Scorpiones; Buthidae. The transcript has 62 exons.
GAUGGCUUCGGAAGGAGUGGAUUACUUUGAGACAUUUGUAUAGAAAUAUUUCGAUAACCUUUCGAAAUGUUACGAUAAUUCAAGAAUUUUCAAAUAUGAUAGAUGAAUAUUAAAAAGUCGGGAUAUUUUGAUAUCUUUUUAGUAAAAUUGUAAUAACAAGAAUGGGGGAUUUAAUAGGCUCUGCAAGUUUUCUUCAUAUUGGAGACAUUGUCUCCUUAUAUGCUGAAGGAGGAGUCUGUGGUUUUCUGAGUACUCUUGGACUUGUUGACGAUAGAUGUGUUGUACAACCUAAUGCUGGAGAUCUUGCUACUCCUCCAAAAAAAUUCAGAGACUGUCUAUUUAAAAUGUGUCCAAUGAAUAGAUAUUCAGCUCAAAAACAAUUCUGGAAUGCUGCAAAGCAAAAUACUGCUGCUGAUAGUGACACAGCAUUAGUGAAAAAGUUGUUGCAUGCAGCAGAAUUAGAAAAAAAGCAAAAUGAAUCUGAAAAUAAGAAGUUGAUUGGCACUGUAAUUCAGUAUGGCGGAGUAAUUCAGCUUCUUCAUCUGAAAAGCAAUAAAUAUUUAACUGUAAAUAAACGAUUACCUGCCUUGCUGGAAAAGAAUGCAAUGAGAGUAUGUUUAGAUUCUGCAGGAAAUGAAGGUUCAUGGUUUUACAUAGUGCCUUUUUAUAAAUUAAGAUCUACUGGAGAUAAUGUAGUAGUUGGUGAUAAAGUUGUAUUAACUCCUGUGAAUGCUAGUCAACCUCUGCAUGCUAGUAGUUAUGAACUUCCUGAUAAUCCUGGUUGUAAAGAGGUGAAUGCUGUGAAUUCUAAUACAAGUUGGAAAAUAUCACUAUUUAUGGAAUAUAAAGAAAAUAUGGAUGAUGUUUUAAAAGGAGGGGACGUUGUACGAUUGUUUCAUGCAGAACAAGAAAAAUUUCUCACUAUGGAUGAAUAUAAAAAAAAGCAGUAUGUUUUUCUUCGUUCUACUGGGAGAACUACAGCAGCUGCUGCUACAAGUUCUAAGGCAUUAUGGGAAGUUGAGGUUGUUCAGCAUGAUCCAUGUAGAGGAGGUGCAGGUCAUUGGAAUAGUCUCUUCCGUUUCAAGCAUUUGGCAACUGGGCAAUAUCUUGCAGCUGAAGUUGAUGAUGACCCAUCAUUUGAUCAAAUGAGGGCAAAAUUGAGAGGACCAUCUGGAAAUCCUGUGUAUCUUUUAGUUUCUGUUCCUCAUUCAAAUGAUAUUGCAUCUAUUUUUGAACUUGAUGCUACUACUCUUACUAGAGGAGAUGAUUUGGUUCCUCAAUCAUCGUAUGUUAGAUUACGUCAUCUAUGUACAAAUACUUGGGUUCAUAGUACCACAAUUCCAAUAGAUAAAGAAGAAGAAAAACCUGUUAUGUCAAAGGUUGGAUGUGCACCUAUUAAAGAAGAUAAAGAAGCAUUUGCAAUUAACCCUGUCCCUGCAAGUGAAGUUCGUGAUUUGGAUUUUGCAAAUGAUGCUUGUAAAGUACUAGUAACUAUUGCUGGAAAAUUAGAAAAAGGUUCAAUUACACAAAAUGAAAGAAGAUUUGUGACACAAUUAGCACAUGAACUCAUUUAUUUUAUUGCUAAUAAAGAAAAUGAGCCAAAGAAACCAGAACCUUUAGAUUUAGUAGUUUCUCAUCCAAAUCGUGAAAGACAAAAAUUGCUUCGUGAACAAAAUAUUUUAAAGCAGCUAUUUAAAAUUCUUCAAGCACCAUUUACAGAUUGUGGAGAUGGUGCUAUGUUGAGAAUGGAAGAACUAAAUGACCCAAGACAUGCAGCAUUCAAAUAUAUAUUUCGUCUUUGUUAUAGAAUAUUAAGACUCUCACAACAAGAUUACAGGAAGAAUCAGGAAUACAUAGCAAAAUGGUUUGGAUUUAUGCAAAAACAAAUUGGUUAUGAUGUUCUUGCUGAAGAUACGAUAACUGCACUGUUACAUAGUAACAGAAAAUUAUUGGAACAACAUAUUACUGCAGCUGAAAUUGAAACAUUUGUUAGUUUAGUAAGAAAAAAUAGAGAAAUAUUUCUUGUAACCAGAAUGGUUCGUACUCAAUUAGAAGAAGAAGUAGAAAUAGAAGGAACUGGAGGACAAAUAGAACCUAUGAUUACUAUUGAAGAAGAGGAAGAUGUUUUUUUAUUUUGGGAUAAUGGAAUGAAAGGUAAAAGUAUUAGAGAACUUGCUGCUGGUAGUCUUGAAGAUAAUAAAGAAGAUAAAAACAUUUUGGAAUAUUAUAGGCAUCAACUGGAUCUUUUCUCUGGAAUGUGUUUGGAUAGACAAUAUCUUGCUAUAAAUAAUCUCUCUCCUCAUCUUGAUAUUGACCUUAUACAAAAAUGUAUGGCUGACGAAACCUUACCUUUUGAUCUGCGUGCUGCAUUCUGCCGUUUAAUGUUACAUAUGCAUGUAGAUAGAGAUCCACAAGAACAAAUAACACCAGUGAAGUAUGCUCGACUUUGGUCGGAUAUUCCAAGUAAAUUAUCCAUUCAAGACUAUGAUUCCAAUAAACAUCCAGAUCCAAACAAAGAAGCAGUUAGACGAAAAUUUACUCCAACUAUUACUUUUGUAGAAGAUUACCUUUGUAAUGUUGUGGGUCACAUGUGGUCUUUUGCUGACCAUGAACAAAAUAAACUAACUUAUGAGGUGGUGAAACUUGCUCGAGAAUUGAUCUAUUUUGGUUUUUAUAGUUUUAGUGAUCUUCUAAGACUUACUAAAACAUUAUUAAGCAUAUUGGAUUGUGUACCAGAAUCAAGCUUUUUAAAUGGAAAAAUGUCAGCAGGAGAAUUGGAUGCUGCCUCAAAAGAUAUGAAUGAAAGAAAAGAAGAAGAACCUGAUAAGGCUAAAGCUCAUGGCGGUGUAUUAACAUCCAUUGGAAACAUGGGUGCAGUUAUGACUAAUAUGGUAUUAGGUACAGCAGGUAUGACAAAACAAGUUGCUGCAACCAUACAAAAAAAAGCUUCUAUAACUGGUGCUGAAGAUACAUUAGUAAUGGAUACAAAAUUAAAAAUUAUUGAAAUAUUGCAAUUCAUUUUGAAUGUGCGUUUAGAUUAUCGUAUCACGGGACUCCUGUCAAUUUUUAAGAGAGAAUUUGAUGAAAGUCAUGACAAAAGUGGAAGUGAUGAUGCAUUAACAAUUGGAGAUAGAGCUGAAACUAUUCUGGAAGAUUAUUCUGACAUAGAUCUUGAUGGUCAAGGUGGUCGUACAUUUUUACGUGUUCUUCUUCAUUUAACUAUGCAUGAUUAUCCAGCUUUAGUAUCUGGAGCUCUUCAGUUACUGUUUAGACAUUUUAGCCAAAGACAAGAAGUACUUCAAGCAUUCAAACAAGUACAAUUAUUGGUUUCAGCCAGUGAUGUUGAAAAUUAUAAACAAAUAAAAAGUGAUUUAGAUGAAUUACGUUUAUUAGUGGAAAAAUCAGAGUUAUGGGUAUUUAAGUCAAAAUCAGAGGAGAGUGGAAAAAAGAAAAAGAAAAAAGCAGAUGAUGAAGGUGAUGGAGAACUGGAUGAUAAAAAAGCAAUUAAAGAAAAGAAACCAAAAAAGAAAAGUAGCCUGGUAAUCUUUCAUGUACAAUUAUUGGUUUCAGCCAGUGAUGUUGAAAAUUAUAAACAAAUAAAAAGUGAUUUAGAUGAAUUACGUUUAUUAGUGGAAAAAUCAGAGUUAUGGGUAUUUAAGUCAAAAUCAGAGGAGAGUGGAAAAAAGAAAAAGAAAAAAGCAGAUGAUGAAGGUGAUGGAGAACUGGAUGAUAAAAAAGCAAUUAAAGAAAAGAAACCAAAAAAGAAAAGUAGCCUGGAUUUAGGUCCUGCUGCGAGUGAAGGAUCUGCCAUUGAUUUGGAUAUAGGCCCUCCUAUUGAUGCAACACAAAGUAAAAAUUACAAAACUAUUCAACAGAUUCUUUUACGUCUCAUUAAUCUUUGUGUUCAAGAUAGCCCAGGAUCAGGAAAAAAGCCAAGGAAACAUGAACAGCGUCUUUUACGAAAUAUGGGAGCACAUACUGUGGUUUUAGAACUAUUACAAAUACCAUAUGAUAAAAAAGAAGAUAACCGAAUGAAUGAAUUAAUGAGAUUGGCUCAUGAGUUUCUUCAACAUUUUUGUUUGGGCAAUCAUGCAAAUCAAUCCUUGUUGCAUAAACAUAUUGAUCUUUUUUUAAAUCCAGGUUUAUUAGAAGCUCAAACAAUGAGAAGUAUUUUUUCAAACAAUGUUGCUUUAUGUAAUGAAAUCAAUGAAAGAGUUGUUCAGCAUUUUGUUCAUUGCAUUGAAACACAUGGCCGUCAUGUUCAGUACUUAAGGUUUCUACAGACAAUAGUCAAAGCAGAAAAUCAGUAUAUUCGCAAGUGUCAAGAUAUGGUUAUGCAAGAAAUGGUUAAUUCUGGUGAAGAUGUUUUGGUAUUUUAUAAUGAUAAAGCAUCUUUUAAUCAUCUUGUGGAAAUGAUGAGAUCAGAAAGGCAAAGAAUGGAUGAAGCUGGACAGUUACAAUAUCAUAUAAAUUUAGUAAAGCUUCUCGCAUGUUGUACUGAAGGAAAAAAUGUUUUUACAGAAAUUAAAUGUCAUUCUUUACUUUCUUUGGAUGAUAUAGUCAGGGUUGUGACCCAUCCAGAUUGCUUACCUGAGGUAAAGGAAGCAUAUAUUAAUUUUUUAAGUCAUUGUUUUAUUGAUACUGAAGUAGAAAUGAAAGAAAUAUAUACAAGUAAUCACAUUUGGACAUUAUUUGAUAAUUUCCUUGUGGAUAUGGCAAUGGUAUGUAGUUCUUUACUUGAUCGCCGUCAUGCUGAUGUUCAACUUGAAGAAUAUAUUACAACUUCUGUCAUGAAUAUUAUCACAACCUUCUUCAAUUCACCAUUUUCAGAUCAGAGUACAACUGUUCAGACUCAUCAGCCAGUAUUUGUAAGACUUCUACAAGGAACUUUCCGUUUAUCCAACUGCUCCUGGUUAAGUUUACAACAAAGGAUGAAUGUUGAAAAUUGUAUAAAGUCUUUAUCAGAUAUAGCCAAAAAUAGAGGUAUUGCUAUACCAGUUGAUUUAGAUACACAAGUUACAACGAUGUUUAGUAAAAAUGCUUUAAUUAAGCAUUCAGCUGCUCGAACAUGGUUAACAGCUGCUCGUACCCCUCGUAGAGAACCUUCUUUAUCAAAUGUAUUUCAAAAUGACCGUAGCAUUAUUGAAGGAUUACAGGAUAUUGUGUCUCUUUUAGAAGAUCAACUUCAUCCUCUUGUACAGUCAGAAUUAUCUGUUUUGGUUGAUGUCCUUCACAGACCUGAAUUGUUAUUUCCACCUGGAACAGAAGCAAGAAAAAAAUGUGAAAAUGGUGGAUUUAUUUCAAAACUAAUUCAUCACACAAGAAGGUUACUUGAAGAAAAGGAGGAAAAACUAUGUAUUAAAGUCUUGCAGACUUUGAAAGAAAUGAUGUCUUUAGAUCCAGAUUAUAGAGAAAAGAUGGAUCCCAAGAUAUUAACCAAGAAGGAAAUAGAUGAUCAAUGGAGGGGUGAAGCAUUACGACAGACAUUACUGACUAGAUAUUUUGGAAAAAGUCAUACAAAGCGUGAUGCAUCAUCCACAAUGAAUAAACAAAAUCCUACAAAUAAUUCAGUUCCUAGUAGCAAUAUUACCCAUGGCCCGGGAGGAGUAAUGUUAAGCCGAGCCCAAAUGACUUUAGCAGAAGUUCAAUGUCAUUUAGAUCAUGAAGGUGCAUCGAAUUUAGUAGUAGAAUUAAUUAUGAAGAAUCCAAAUCACGCAAUAUUUUUAGAAAGUGUUGAACUGGGAAAAGCUCUUUUGGAAGGUGGAAAUCCUGUUAUUCAGAAAUCUAUGUAUAUGAAAUUAACAUCAGGCAAUAUAUCUGAAAAAUUUUUUAAAGUAUUUUAUGAUAAAAUGAAAAUUGCUCAACAAGAAAUUAAAUCAACAGUUACAGUAAACACAGCAGAUAUUGCAGCACAUGCUGGAGAAGAAAAGGAUAGUUUAGGAAAGGAUAAUAGCAAAGAUGGAAGAAAACUUAAAGUAUUGAAGCAGAAUGGUGUAGUUAUUACUGAAGAAUUAAAAGAACAAUUAGAAGAUGCUGCUUUAGCCACAAAUAAAGCAUAUGCUCAUUUACGUAAUCUUGGUUCCACAUCACCAUCACAACCUUCAGAUAUGGAUAUUUUAACUAUUAGUCAAGUUUCUCAGUCAUGUAAUGCAUUAGAAGAGAUAUUAGCUGAAAAAGCAGAAAAAAGUAAAGAUGCUGAAGAAAAUAAGCUGGCACCAGAUAUUGAAAUAAUGCAACCAAUUCUUCGGUUCUUGCAAUUACUUUGUGAAAAUCAUAAUAAUAAUCUUCAGAAUUUUUUGAGGCAUCAGAAUAAUAAAACAAAUUACAAUCUUGUAUCCGAAACAUUAAUGUUCCUUGACUGUAUUUGCGGAAGCACUACUGGAGGUUUAGGCUUAUUGGGAUUAUAUAUAAAUGAAAAUAAUGUAAACUUAGUAAAUCAAACAUUAGAAACACUAACUGAAUAUUGUCAAGGACCUUGCCAUGAGAAUCAAAAUUGUAUUGCAGCUCAUGAAAGUAAUGGUAUUGAUAUAAUCAUUGCAUUAAUUUUAAAUGAUAUUAAUCCACUUGGGAAAAAAAGAAUGGAUUUAGUAUUGGAAUUAAAAAAUAAUGCUUCCAAACUUUUAUUGGCUAUAAUGGAAAGCAGAGCUGAUAGUGAAAAUGCAGAGAGAAUAUUGUAUAAUAUGAGUCCAAAACAACUGUUAGAUGUUGCUUGUAUGGCAUAUCAUCAGGAAGGUGAUGACGAUGAAGAUGAUGAAAGCGAAGAAAUGAUUGAAGGUGACGAUGGUGUUUCGUCAAAAGAAGUUGGUCAUAAUAUUUACAUAUUAUGUCAUCAGUUAGCUCAGCAUAACAAAGAACUGGCAUCUUUACUUAAAAUAAAUCAUAAUGAUCCAGAUUCAAAAAUGAAUCAAGCACUUCAAUAUUAUGCUAGUCACACAGUUCAGAUUGAGAUUGUUCGUCAUGAUCGUACAAUGGAACAAAUUGUUUUUCCAGUGCCACAGAUAUGUGAGUUUUUAACUAGAGAAUCUAAAAUGAAAGUUUAUUUUACAGCAGAGAGAGACGAGCAAGGAAGUAAGGUUUCAGAUUUCUUUGAAAGAACAGAAGAUUUAUUUAGUGAAAUGAAGUGGCAGAAAAAAUUAAGAGGUCAACCGUUACUUUAUUGGGUUAGUCGUCACAUGUCCAUGUGGAGCACUAUUGCAUUUAAUUUUGCAGUUUUAAUAAAUGUAAUCGUUGCAUUUUUCUAUCCUUUCAAUGAAGUUAAAGAUUUGGAUUCUCGAAUUUCUGGACUCUUAUGGACUGUAAUGCUUGUAUCUUUUGCUACAAUAAUUACUCUUCCACGAACUACUGGCAUUCGUGUCUUUGUUACAUCUGUUAUAUUUCGUAUGAUAUAUUCUAUGGGCUUACAGCCAUCACUAUGGGUUUUAGGAACAGUAAAUCUAAUAAUUACCUCUGUACAUUUAGUCAGCAUCAUGGGAAAUCAUGGAACUUUUACAAAAAGUUUUCGACAAAUAUUAACAGAUUUUGAAUUGUUAUAUCACAUUGGUUACUUGAUUGUAUGCGUUUCAGGUCUUUGUAUGCAUCCGUUUUUUUACAGUGUACUUCUUUUAGAUGUAGUCUAUCAAGAAGAAACUUUAAAAAAUGUAAUCAAAUCAGUUACUCGAAAUGGACGAUCCAUUAUUUUAACUGCAAUUCUUGCACUCAUUUUGGUGUAUUUGUUCUCCAUAAUUGGUUAUCUUUUCUUCCGUGAUGAUUUUCUUAUGGAAGUUGAUGUUAGAGAGUCAUCUAAUCCAAAUCUUCCAGAAGUAAUUGCUGCUGAGAGUGCAAUGGCCAGUUCUGAUAAAAUGAUUAACGAAAUGAGAAAAUUUAGUUCUGAAGGUAAUGUAGAUAAUCAGCAUUGUACUGCAGACAAUGGAAUAAAUUGUUCUGAACAGAAAUCAUUUCAAGAAACCAUUCAAAGUGUACAAAAUAAAACUACCAAAAAUAGUUUAGAAUUAGACACCAAUAAUGAAAGUUUGAUAGUAAGUGAUAUGAAAUCAGAUGAUGAUGGUGGUGGUGAAGAUAAGGAAAGAGCAUGUGAUUCUCUCAUAAUGUGUAUUGUAACUACAUUGAAUCAAGGGCUUAGAAAUGGUGGAGGGAUAGGAGAUGUAUUAAGAGCUCCUAGUGCAAAGGAACCUUUAUUUGCAGCAAGAAAAAAUAAGCAGAAAAUUGGAUACAGACACACAAUACAAGUAUUCACAAUCUUGAUAAAGCAUUCAUUCUCAUUCCUUGAAUUAGACACCAAUAAUGAAAGUUUGAUAGUAAGUGAUAUGAAAUCAGAUGAUGAUGGUGGUGGUGAAGAUAAGGAAAGAGCAUGUGAUUCUCUCAUAAUGUGUAUUGUAACUACAUUGAAUCAAGGGCUUAGAAAUGGUGGAGGGAUAGGAGAUGUAUUAAGAGCUCCUAGUGCAAAGGAACCUUUAUUUGCAGCAAGAGUGAUAUAUGAUAUGCUGUUUUUUUUCAUUGUUAUUAUUAUCAUCUUAAAUCUUAUUUUUGGUGUCAUAAUUGAUACUUUUGCUGAUCUUAGAAGUGAAAAACAGCAAAAAGAAGAGAUAUUAAAAAAUUCAUGUUUUAUUUGUGGUUUGGAAAGAUCUUCAUUUGAUAAUAAAAGUGUUUCAUUUGAGGAACAUAUUCAUUGUGAACAUAACAUGUGGCAUUAUUUAUAUUUUGUUGUCCUAGUAAAAGUCAAGGAUCCAACUGAAUUUACUGGUCCUGAAAGCUAUGUUGCAACAAUGAUUGCAGAUAGGAAUUUGGAUUGGUUUCCUCGCAUGAGAGCAAUGUCUCUUGCAGCUAAUGAAACUGAUUCUGAACAAAAUGAAACAAGGACAAUGAUGAAUCAGUUAAUUAACACUCAAAAGUUAGUUCACACUCUUUCUCAACAGUUAGCUGAACUAAGAGACCAAAUGACAGAGCAAAGGAAACAAAAACAACGAUUAGGUUUACUUAGUGCUCCAGUUGGCUUUCAACCUGCUAUAUCUAGCUAAUAUAUUUCAAAUAUUUAUUUAUUUGUCUUAAUCUAUUAGUACUUUAUAAAUUAAACAUUUUUUCAGUACUGACAUUGAUAAAAAAAAAUUCAUUCAGUAGUACUGGAAAAUUCAUAGUUUUAUAGAGAAAGAUUUUCAUAAUUUUUAUAUUUGAAAUCAAAUUGGUUCCAUUUAAACUCUAUCAUAUUUUCUAUAAAAUUUUUAUUGUUUAUUAUAAACAAUAAAAUAUUGGAAAUUUUAUAAAUAUUUAAUAUAUAUAAAUAAGAGAUUUUAGUUAACUUUAGUUCCUUUUUAUAACUUCUUUAUUCUUUAUAUAAUUAGCUAGUUAAUACUAUUAUUUUUUACCAUAAAUCAUAUAUAUAUACAUAUAAAUUUAUUAUAAGAUGACCACAUAUUUUUAAACAUCAGCAGUAUGCAAGUAUAUACAAUUUUGUAUACAAUGUAUAUUGCAUUUCACAAAAAUUACAUAUUGUAUGCAAUUCUAUGUGCAGUUUUCUCUACAAUAAUAAUAUACAGACUAACACUUCUACAAAAUUUUAUAACUUGAUAUUGCUUUAUUAUUGAAAAAUAUGAGAGUAUAUAAUGAUUGCUGCCAGCAUAAUUGACGUUUAUUGUUGGCUACUUUAAAUUUUGCAGUGAAUAGAUUCAGAAAUUUCUGUGCUGAAAAUACUAUUUUGCAAGAAUUUCAGUUUUGAAAAUGUAUAUAAAUAUAAUAUAGUUUAAGCUACAUAUUCACAGGGGUUAUACUCUACAAAAUUGUCACAAAUAUGGAAAAUACGAAUACAGAACAGAGUAAUGCUUUGAAAAAUAAGGUUAGGAGAUUGAAAAAAUAUGUGAUCAAAAAAUAAAAGCGUUUUUAUAUGAAGGAAUAUGCUGCUAUAUUUCUAAUACAGUACUUAUUUUUUCUUAAUGUUUCUUAUGGUAGAUUCAUUUAUGAUGAGAGUGUAAACAACCAUAGCCAGUUUUCCUUCCAACAAAUAAUCUAGCACUUUAAUUUUAUUUUUGAGGAACAUUUUUCUUGUCCUUUUUGAUAAAAUACUAAACUAUUAGAAUCUUCUAUUGACAUAUUGUUGAUUUGUGAGGACAAUAGAAAACAUUAAAAUCUGCAAGUAAUAAUGCUGACAUUCACACAUAAAACAUUGUGUUUACUGCCCACAUAAGUGCAUGUGCUAAACUGAUGUGAGAAAUCAUGAACAGUAUCAACUAGCCCAGUGUUAGUCAAUGAAUUGCAAAUGUGACUUAUUUUUGUUUAUCAUUUAUUCUAUCAUUUUUCUUCCAUCUGUAAAUAAGUGAAUUUUGGUUUUAUGAAUAUAAAAAAAGGCCAUGAAAUGUGCAAAUAAAGAAUGCAUGGAUAUGGAGCUGCUGCUGUAAUCUAAUAAUAAAAAUAUCUACAAAGACAAAAAUAAUUUAUUUGCUUUCAAAAAUUCUUUUUAAUAUAAUUAAUUUUUGAAAUUUCCACCACUACAUUUUUUAAAUAUUUAAUGUAAACAUAACUAUAUUUUUAUAUAAUUUUUCUUUCAAUUUUUCAUAUUUAUUUCUUUGUAUUUCUUACUUUAAAAUUAAUUUUACAUUUGAGCAUUUUUGCCUACAAAAUAGAUUACAUCAGUAAUAUGUAUAUUGAAUCUAUACUAUUACACAUUGUAUUAGUUAAUAAAAUUUUAUUCAAAAUAUUAAUUUAAUAUGUCUGAUAAGCUAUAUUUAUAAAAUAAAUUCUAAAGAAAGAACAUUUGUUUCUGAGAAAGCAAACCAAGGUUUUUAAUUUAAGUAGAAGUGGUGUAAAAAUAAUUUUCCAUUAAGAUGGAUAAAAAUUCAUAAAGUAAGCAAUAUAAAAAAAUUUUAAUUUAUUUUUAGAAAUAAAUUUAAUCAGAUUUAAUAGCUAUAUUAUUAUUAAAAACAAAAUUGAAAAAGUAUUCUCUUAAAUACUAACAAAAUAUUAAAAAGAAAUUAAACUUUUUAAGAACUAUUUCUCACUCAUAGCUACAAAGUAGCUUACAAUAUUAGUGCCUUAGAAAUAAUAAUAUAUUAGAAAUUUUUGUAUAUAAUGUGUGUAUACUACGUAUAUAGCAGUAUCAUGAAUAAAAUUUAUGUUAAAUUAAUCAAAAUUGGCAUUUUUAUAUAUUUAAAAUAUCUAAAAACUAGUUUUCUUCAGUAAUAAUAAAUAAAAGUACAUUAAUAUGACAAUAAUUAAUUUUAUGAGGUUUUGCAUUAUUUAUAAAUUUAAUUUAUGUCAUCUUUCAAAUAUGUAUAAAAUAAAGGGCUUGUAUCUAAAUAGACCACAGUCAAAUCUCUCUUAAAAUCAAAGAAUAUAUAUUGUAAUUUUUGUGACAAUUGAACUAUUAUCUUGCUGAUCAAAUUGGUAUUUUUAUUAUGUAGCAGUAAUUUUAGAAAUAGAAGUUAAAUGUUCUUAUGUAUAAAAAAGUCUUUCAAGAAUUUAAUUUAAAAAAUUAUUUGUUAAUAAAAAUGCAAUUUAUUAAAUGAUCUCUAUAUUAUGAAAAUAAUGCAAGAAAAUUUGAUAAUUUUCAAAUUUAAGUUAAGGACUUUGUUUUUUCCUUUUAUUAGUUACAAAAUACAGUUGCAAAUCAGCAAUUUCUGCAGUAUAAAUAGAUAAAUUAACUUAUAAAGAUAGUCACUUAUACAAAAGUUUCAUAAGAUAUUAAUCCAAAAAAUUAUAUUUUUAUAUAUAUUAAUUUUAUUCUCAUUUUCAGCUAUGCAUGUGUUAUUUUAUAUUUAUUAUGAUUUAUAUUGAUAUUCCUGUUUUUCAGCAUUUAAUUGUUUUUAAAUUAGAAUAAAAUAUUAAAUUCUUUUUACCCAGUAUUAGUUUCUUUAUCCAUAAUUUGAAUUUUUCUAUUAAAUUUCAGUUCAGAUUUUGGAUGUUCUUAUUAACAUUAUUAUUGCAAUGAAAUUAAUAUUUGUAUUUUUUUUACCAAUUUUCCUAUUUACUAUUUGUAAUUUAAUGCAGGACUAUUUGUAUUUUUUUACCAAUUUUCCUAUUUACUAUUUGUAAUUUAAUGCAGGAAUAACUGUAUACAGUACUUUGAAAAUUACUGUUUUUGAAAUCAUUCUAUAGGAACAGCACUAAAUGACAGCGUAAUAACCAAGAAAAUAGAGUUGAUUGCCUUAUUAGAUGUCUUCAUUCUAAUAUCGAUUUGUAACUUUGUAUAUAGAACAGGUUUAUUAUAUAUCAUGUAAGCAAACAUCACAAGCUUGAAAUAGGAAUUGUUCAAGUUACUAUUAAAAUAUUGUUAUUAGUUUGUAUAUUAUUUAAACCAGUAUACAAAAGAAGAAUAAUUGAAAUAAAAUGCAAAUGAAAAUAGACAUUUGUUCUUCUGGGCAGUAAGCAAGGUAAGCAAAGCAACAGAGCACCAGUAAGUGAUAGCACCCUUCUAUGUUCAAAAAAUUGAGAAAGGGCACUAGAGUGUAUUUUAAAUGACUCUUCCUGGGAGUGCUCAAACACCUAGUGUUGUCCCCGUUGGUCACGAAUAAAUUUUUCACAUAAAAUAAUUUGGCACCAUCUCUUGCACUAACAAUUUUUCAUUAUAAAAUUAAAUGUAUUUUUUAACUUUUAAAUACAGUUUGAUAAAAAUUAAAUAUAUUUUUUUAAUUAUUACAUCAUAUAUGUUAAAACAAGUUUAAUUACUUUGUGACCAGACAAGUUAUAGAAAUCUACCAUUUUAUACAUAGAGCAUAAAUGUUUAAAUCACACAAGAGAAUAUUUUUAUACAACACUUAAAAUAUAAAUGCUUCUAUUUAGUUUUAUAUUAUUAUAUAAAAAUAAACCUUAAAAUAGAAAAUCAUUACAUCAUAAUACCUGUAAAAACAAGUAUUUGUAUAUUUUUAAAUGUUCCCAAAAUUAAAAUGUUUUUAUAAAAAGCAAAAGAAUUAAUAAU